GGAGUUUGACGCCAACGAGCUCGCCGAGGCCAGACUCAUCAGGGGCUCCCGGCCCCUCGCCGUCUCGGACCUCGGCCGCCCCAUUGUGGAGCGCGUCUACUGCAGCGACUCGAGCUCGCAUGCGCGCGCCGCCCACAUCACGAGGGCGACCCCCCGGGAGGCAUGGGCCGCGGCCAUCUACCGCGAGCGCUGGAGGUUCAGGGAGCUGGGGGGCGAGCACGGGAACGACUGCGGCGCCGGUGCCCUGCCCGACGAGACCCCCGAGCUGGAGACGGGCUGGGAGACGUUCAGCGCCUGGGCCGCCCGCGAGGUGGAUCAGGAGCUGGGUCGGCUGCGGGAGUCGCGCGUCGCCGUCGUCCCGAGUGAGUCGCAGCUGGGCGAUGUCGUGGAGGUUGUUGGUUUGGUGCCUGCUCUCGGCCAUGAGUGGGAUCUCCCCGAACGCUGGAGAUGCAUCCGAGCUGGGAGCUGGAAGCAUCCUGAUAAGGUCCACAACCUGGGGGCGCGCGGAGCGCUCAUGGGGCUCGCCGGCCACUGCAGCAACAGUGCGAACCACAACGCCGUGCUGCUCUCCUUCGGGGCGGGCGAAGAGGCCGCGCGUGACAGCCUGCAGCUGGCCGCGGCGGGGAGCGCUGCUCGCCGCCUUCGGCGCCGCGGGCCCAGACAGCGUGGCGAGGUUUACUUCCUCCAGCUCUUCGCUGGGCGAUGCCGCCUCACCGCUGGAGCCCGGGGCGGCGGGCUACGCUGCGCUGCUCCAGUCGACCACAUCAGCGCAGAGUACUUCGACGUCACCAGGGCCCCGGUCGCGGACGCCAUCGCGCAGUGGAUCCUGUGCGGCUCGAUCUGGGCUAUCGCCCUGGGGGCCCCCUGCGCGCGCUGGAGCGCUGCUCGGCGAGGUGGCGAGAUGGCGGGCUCGGCCGCGUCGGCCUCCGGUCUUGCCUGCGCCAAUUUCUCGCGUCGAGUGGCGCGGGCCUGCCUCGACGCUGGCGCUCAGUUCGUCAUCGAGAACCCUCGGUCGAGCCACCUCUGGAGCUGGCCGCCGCUGGAGCGCCUGCUUAGGCGCGCUGCUGCCGUUCGCGUGGAGCUGGACAUGUGCACCUUCGGCGCAGCAUGGAAGAAGCCGACCCUGCUCGUGGGCAACCUGCAGGGCCUUGAGCGCGUGGAGGCCAGGUGCCCCGGGCACGCGCGACACGUCGUGCUGCAGGGGUCGGUUCACCUCCCAGCCGCGGCGACGUCACCGGCUCGCUGGCGGUGGGGGGCGUCUUUCGCCUCGGCUUGCCCUCCUCAGUUUUGCCGCCGCCUGGCGGGAGUGCUGCUGGAUGCCGCUCCGCCAGCCGCCUGGAGGAAGGAGGGCGAGUCCCGCGUCGACCAGCGGCGGGAGGAGCACUUGGCAGCCUGCCUCGGCCAGAAGGUCAGCCACUUCGUCCAGGUGGCACCCCUCCCGGCUAAGGCCACGCUCGGGUGGGAGAAAGCAGACGGGUAUUGGGGCGGGCAGCCGCUCAAAUGGGAGCUGGGCGUCCUCGCUCAGCGCUAUCGCGACUGCUGCGCUGCCGUGGUCCGCUUCGCCCGCUCGGUCCCAGCCGUCACCGACGUGGCGCAGUGGGACAAGCUCCUCGUCGAGUACAUGGAGUUCCUCUUCUUGGACGGCGCUGCAGUGAGCGCUGCCCGCUAUGCCCUCUACGGCGUUGCCUGGACAUUGGAGAUGUUCUGGCUUUUCGUCGACUUCUUCAUCCAGCACGAGCUGCACCUCGUUGGGUUCUUCGCCGCGCUGGCCUGGGACUGCUAUCUCAGGCCGUCCGAGGCGAUCGAGCUCCGCAAGGAGGACCUGUGCAAGCCCGUGAAGGGCGCCUCGAUCCAGAAGUGGAGCAUCACGGUUGCCCCCUCGACCAGAGACAGGCCCGCCAAGAACGGGCAGUUCGACGCCGGGGUGGUGGCCGCCCGGCAAGAUCGUGGCUGGGUGGAGCCCCUGCUCAAGAGCGUCUUCGAUCGGACGAAGCCAGGCGAGCUGCUGUUCAGAGGCCUCGCGCUGGCGGCUGUCGAGAAGGCCUUCAACCAAGCCUCCGACCACCUGGGCUACAAGGAGGUGCCGCACGGGACGCGGCGCGGAGGCCCGUCGCAUGACGCGUUCAAGAACGGG
Molecule: messenger RNA, 2134 nt
Organism: Prorocentrum cordatum
Lineage: Eukaryota; Dinophyceae; Prorocentrales; Prorocentraceae
Source: the annotation of a GenBank genome assembly